AUGGAGGGUGGGUGUCGCCUGUCGUGUGUAAGUGGCCGCCUGUCGCCAUGGAGGGUGCGGCCGCCUCGUUGUGGCCAUGGAGGUAAGUGCCGCCUGUCGCUGGGCUGGAGGUGUGGCCGCCUUGGGCCGAGUGCCGUCGCUGGCGCGGGAGGGUGUGGCCGCCUUGCCGCUAAGUGGCGAGGGCCGCCUGCCUCGGCCAAGUGGAGUGCGGCCGCCUGUUGUGGCCAUGGGAGGGCGUGUGCUCCCCGCUAUGUGUGGUUCACUGAAAACCUGAAGCGGCGGGAGCCUGUAGGAACCUGCUACGUCGCCCGCCAAGGACUCACCGAUUUCCAGGAGUUCUCGCCCUGUAGGACCCGUGAGUACAUGUUCUUGUUGAGUUCUAUUUAG
Messenger RNA from Homarus americanus (American lobster), 387 nucleotides. RefSeq names its product integrin alpha-5-like. The transcript has 2 exons. Lineage: Eukaryota; Metazoa; Arthropoda; Malacostraca; Decapoda; Nephropidae. The coding region runs from base 1 to 387 and encodes 128 amino acids. The record is from RefSeq and is a predicted model, not a curated record.